Dermochelys coriacea (leatherback sea turtle) is the source of this 4204-nucleotide messenger RNA. RefSeq names its product 5'-nucleotidase ecto (gene NT5E). Gene Ontology annotation, cellular component: plasma membrane. Gene Ontology annotation, biological process: AMP catabolic process. Gene Ontology annotation, molecular function: 5'-nucleotidase activity; metal ion binding; nucleotide binding. The record is from RefSeq and is a predicted model, not a curated record. The transcript is spliced from 9 exons. Lineage: Eukaryota; Metazoa; Chordata; Testudines; Dermochelyidae. The coding region runs from base 338 to 2143 and encodes 601 amino acids.
AACAGUCCGCUGGCCAAGCCGUCCCGGUGCCUGAAUCACGUCCUGUUGACGGGACUACAUAGUCUAUUGGCCAGCCCGGCCUCCUGCAGUUGCAGGGCCCGGCACGAUUUACACACAGUGUGUCAGUAGCCCGGACUCGCCCCGCUUCGAAGGAGGCAGGGGAAGGACAUUGUGUGCAACUUCACCUCGGAGAGGGCAGCCUUGGGACAUCCUGUAGCUCUCCCCGCGCCUGCCCUCACUUCAGCAGCUGCAGGAGCACAAAGGAUUAUUUUAACCGCCCACACUCAGACCCUCUGGGGAGGGUGGUGGAGCCGCCGACCCCCCCUCUGUACCUGCCAUGGCUCUUCCUCGCAGCUACCCCGCCGAGGGGGCCCCGUUUCGAGCCGCAGCAGCUGCGCGCGGGGCAGGCAUGGGGAGGACGCGCGGCCCCUGGCCCGGGCUGGCGGCGCUGCUGUGCCUGGCGCACGCGGCCCGGGCCGCCUUCCAGCUCACGCUCCUCCACACCAACGACGUCCACGCGCGGGUGGAGCAGACCGGCCGCGACUCCGGCAAGUGCCAGACCCGCUCCAGCGGCGGCCCCCCGGAUUGCUACGGCGGGGUGGCGCGGAGAUACACCAAGAUCCGCGAGAUCCGAGCCACCCACCCCAACGUGCUGCUCCUGGACGCCGGCGACCAGUACCAGGGCACCGUGUGGUUCACCUACUUCAAGGGGCGGGAAGUGGUCCGCUUCAUGAACCUCCUGGGCUACGACGCUAUGGCUUUGGGGAACCAUGAGUUUGAUAAUGGUCUGGAUGGAUUAUUGGAUCCACUACUUAAAAAUGUUAAUUUUUCAAUUCUGAGUGUGAACAUUCAGGCAAGCAAAUCAGUAGCAUCCAAGAUCACUGGAUAUUUUCAGCCUUAUAAAAUACUACAUGUUGGUUCAGAAAAAAUCGGAGUUGUUGGCUAUACCACUAAGGAAACAUCUUUCCUUUCAAAUCCAGGAACGGAUAUAUACUUUGAAGAUGAAAUUGAAGCAUUGCAGCCACAUGUGGAUAAACUUACCACGCUGGGAGUUAACAAAAUUAUUGCACUAGGACACUCUGGCUUCACUGUAGAUCGAAUGAUUGCUCAAAAAGUGAGAGGAGUGGAUGUUGUAAUUGGAGGACAUACAAACACGUUUCUUUAUACAGGCCCCCCACCUUCCAGUGAAACACCAGCUGGCAACUAUCCAUUCCUGGUGAAGUCAGAUGAUGGGAGGCAAGUGCCAGUGGUACAAGCCUAUGCUUUUGGAAAAUAUCUUGGUUAUUUAAAUGUAACAUUUGAUGAUCAAGGAAAUGUAAUUAAAACAUCUGGAAACCCUAUUCUGCUAAAUAGCAGUAUUCCUGAAGAUAGAGUCUUGAGAGAAGAAGUUGACAAGUGGAAGAUACAGCUAAAUAAUUUUUCUGCCCAUGUGAUAGGAAAAACUAUAGUUUACCUAAAUGGUACAAGUCAGGCAUGCCGUUUCCAAGAAUGCAACAUGGGAAAUUUGAUUUGUGAUGCCAUGAUUUACAAUAAUCUCAAACAUCGAGAUGAAAAUACAUGGAAUCAUGUUUCAAUGUGCAUUAUGAAUGGUGGUGGGAUACGGUCACCCAUUGAUGAACGCAACAAUAAUGGUACCAUUACAAUGGAGGACCUGCUAGCUGUGCUGCCGUUUGGAGGUACUUUUGAUCUGAUGGAGUUAAAAGGCUCUACUCUCAAAGCAGCAUUUGAGCACAGUGUGCGCAGACAUGGACAAGGAACUGGCGAGCUGCUGCAGGUUGGGGGCAUUCACAUGGUCUACGAUCUUUCCAGACCACCAGGAAGCAGAGUUGUCAGUACAGAAGUUCUUUGCACAGCCUGUAGAGUACCAGCCUAUGUACCACUCCAAAUGGAUGAAACGUACAAAGUGAUUCUUCCUUCUUUUCUGCAGCAGGGAGGAGAUGGAUAUUCUAUGCUAAAAAAUAAAUCACUGAGUCACAAUCAGGGUGAUCUUGAUGUUGAAGUAGUUUCCAAUUACAUCUCUAGAAUGGGACAUGUUUUUCCAGCAGUUGAAGGUCGAGUAAAGUUUUCUGCAGGAAAUUUCAUCCAACGAAGUAUUACUCUGAUUGCUGGAUUAUUCACUGCGACAUUCCUGCACUUUAUUUAAUUCUUACUUGCAAUGCUUUUAGACUGCUGCUAGAAUGCCUGCUCCCCUCCCCUUUGCCUGCACCUCCCAGCACAUGUUUAAACAGGUCCUAGGUUGCAGCAUGCCUUCAGUAAUUAUAGUGGAGGGCCAGCUGUACUACAGUCAAGAUUGAGACGAGCUCUUUAAAACAUGGCUCUUCUAAAUGUUGUAUUAUAUGCUUGGUUGCCUUAAAAUUUGGUAUGCUUUGUAGGGGGUUGAGGUAGGAAUAUUGAUCCAAAUUUGGGGUCAUUUGCCCAAGGGCUUCCUGAGAUGUAUCUCUCUGGGAAACAAAACAAAACAGCUCUGCUGAAGGUUGACACAUUCUAACAGGUUUUUUGCUCAGAUCUGGGUAUCAAUGCUUGGCUCUGAAAAAAAGCUGUGAAGCAUACUAUACAGAAUGAUGGGACUUCUGGCAGGUGGUAGGUUUCCAAAUUUGAUACAGCAGGUUUAAGAUGCACUCCCUCAAACUCAAGUUCCAAAAAGCAAAGCAUUAAAGGAAAAACAUCCUAUUCCAUGGAGAAAAUAAUUAUAUAGAAAUAUUUACAAGCAUAUCAGUGUAAAAUUUUCCCUCCAACUCUUCCCAUGCACACUGAAACAGUGAAAACAAUCUUUUUUUCAGUAAUGUAAGUAAAUUCCUACUUAUAGAUGCAUUACUACUUUCCUCUGUCCCCUAUGCAGGGUUGAAAACUUAAAUGUGACAACUGUAUCCAGUUUUCAGUAAAACUUAUCUUGGCUAUGUCAGUGCCUGAAAUAACUGGACCAAGUUUACCACUAUUAUUGCGUGACAUCAGCUCAUUUCCCCACCAGCUUUAGUUACAAUUUUUAAUUACAGAUAUUGCAAACCUUCCAUCACCUUCCCACUAAUAAAGGAACUUAAUAUCAAAAUGUUUCCAGAUGGUUUGUGUGUAGCUCUAUGUAAUUGAUUCAGUUCACUUAAUCUGUUUUCCAGAAAAUAAAAAUGAACUGAUGGCACCACAUUAAUCAAUCAGAGCCUAUUUAUAUUACAACCAAUCAUUUUAUCUAGGAACUACAUACAUGGGACAUUUAAUAAUAGAGGCAAAUUAUGAACAGGAUAUAAAUUAUUCUGUAUGGUCAAUAUUUACUUCUCAAAUAGGUAACUUCCAACAUAAGGUAGUUAUGGAAAACCUUGAGCUAUGUGGGGUUGCAUCUCACUGUUUCUGAGAGGCAUUUUUAAAGAUAAAAUAUUAGCAUAGCUACCACCUUCUUGUACACUUAAGACAUUUAGUUACAAGUUAGUUGUUACCUGUUUGUCCAUCUCAGAUCCAGCCUUCUCAAACAAUAUUUAACCUUCCAGGGUGGGUUGGAAGAGACAGCUCAUAUCUUUUGCUAAAUAUGCAUAGGAACAUAAUUAACAUACUGAAUCAGACCUGGGGUCCAGUUAGUCCCAUAGUCUGUGACAGUGGCCAGCACCAGAUGCCACAGAACCACACAGGAAGCAAAUAGGAGAUAAUUUGCCCCCUCUAAUGGAGAUUGACUAUGCUUCAGUGUUUAAACCAGGAGAUUAAGACUGCCAUGUUCUUAGAAAGGUGGGUUCCCAGGAAGUUACAGAGUUUUUGGAUUUCACAUACCAUCUCAAUAGUAUGCUGUACUUAUUCCUUCAACAGAUACUCUUUUUAGAGGCAGCAACUUCCACUUGUAGAUAAAAUGUCAGAGGCAAAGUCUUCCAGCAGAAUAAAAGUUAGUCUGAUUAACAGAUUGGUGUCUUUUAAACAGACAUUAAAAAACAACAACAAAAGGUUACACCUAUGGGCCAAGAAGCAUUUGAACCUUUUAGAUAGCUUCUGCUGUAUCCUUCAAGUUAGCCAGUGAGGUAGAUUUUGGCCAGCAGAAUUAACAUUUUAGCUAUCUUUGUGCAAAAGGGAGGAGGGAGUAAAUGGGAAGGGGAUAUAAAAGUUAUGCGACUCAGAGGUUGACCAAGAACUCUAACAGAGUUUCAGAUUUGUGUACUUGUUUUAGCUUUGUAUUCUAACAAAAAGUUUAUCUUAUUUGGAGUUGACAUUUUCUGAAAGUGCUGCCCAGGAG